AUGGGUCUCUUCUCUCGUCACGCCGAACCAGGCCAAGAGCCGGCCGCUCAGCGCCAGCCCGCCUACGAAGAGCGCCAACCUGUCUAUGAAGACCCCCCCAGGAGACACGGCCUCUUCGGAAGCAAGCACCACUCCCCCACCCGCGCGCCCACCAAUGCCACCCACAGCACGCGGAGCAGCACUACAACGUCCUCCCCCGACCGCAGCACCGGCGGCGGCGGUAUCUUCCGGCGGUCCACCGAUGCCAGCCAUAACCCAAGCAUGAACGGCCACCAGCGCACCGGCGGCGGCGGCCUGCUUCACAAAUUCGGCGGCAACCGCGAGGAGAUGGACCCCAGCAUCGUGCAGGCGCGCGAGCGCGUCAUGGGUGCUGAGGCCGCCGAGAUGGAGGCCGACCGGGCCCUGAUCGCCGCCCGCGAGAGCGUCCGCGAGGCUCGCGAGCAUGUCCGCAUGCUGGAGCUCGAGGCCAAGGAGGAGGCGCGUCGUGCUAAGAUCAAGGAGCACCAUGCGAAGGAGUUCUCGAAGAGGGGGAAGUUGCUUGGACGUCAUGACUAUUGA
This is a messenger RNA of Chaetomium globosum CBS 148.51, 558 nucleotides long. RefSeq lists its product as uncharacterized. The record is from RefSeq and is a predicted model, not a curated record. Lineage: Eukaryota; Fungi; Ascomycota; Sordariomycetes; Sordariales; Chaetomiaceae. Bases 1 to 558 code for a protein of 185 amino acids. The transcript has 2 exons.